Messenger RNA from Mesocestoides corti, 1143 nucleotides. The record is from the annotation of a GenBank genome assembly. Lineage: Eukaryota; Metazoa; Platyhelminthes; Cestoda; Cyclophyllidea; Mesocestoididae.
AUGGAAUUCGGAGAUUCAAAAUUGAAUCCGGAUGCUGAAGAAUUCACUCCAACCGGCAUGGUUGAAAAGCUCGCGGCAAUGGAACUUAUUUACAGAUUAGUUUCUGAAGCUUUCGAUGUUAAUGAAGAGGUCGCAGAACAGGCUUUUGAUAAGUUGUCCAAGGUCUGUUCAAGUGUGACGUUUUCUGAAGCUCCUCGCUACGUCGGGAUGUCAGUAGUCGAAUCCUCUGUUUGUAAGUCGGGAAAUGCCGUUUUAGGAUUUCGCAUUAUUAAACGGCUUCAAAAUUCUAUUUCGGAGACUGACGGCCAUAUACUAAAUUCUGGCGUUUUCGACAAAACUCAUGAACUCUCCUUAAUCCUUAUCAACGGUGGUUUUCUGCAAAAAAUGGCCAAUUCAAGUACUCGCAAUGGGCCUGAGGCUGGCGACACUCCAGUAGUAAAUAAUCACCAAAUUCUCCUGGUUGAACUGCUCCAUUUAAUCGUGAUGUGCAUUCCCGACGUGCAUAAUACAGAAGAUGGCCGAGUUGCUUUACCGCCUCUCAAACCGUGUAUUGACUUGUGCAUUCUUGCGGACGCCGCCUUUCGAAUUCAGAUGAACCUCGCUAAAGGAGUAUCGUCUGGAAAUACUUCCUCUCAACCUUCACAAACGAUCCCACGUGUAAAUGCCUGGCAUUGUCUACUGGACGCGUUUUUAUCCAAACUAACACAAGCCAUACCCUACUUUAACCUUCUGCUUCAGCAAUCUCAGGAUUAUUUGCCAACAAACACUUGGGUUUCAACUCCAGGCACAUCAGAUAGACCUCUUAACGAUGAUUCUGAAACACUAGAAACAGUUGAUGUUUCCCCCUCUAUACUAGGCAGCAAAAUGGAUAAAUUGCUGUUUCGAGUGAAGCAUAUGAUGGUAAUUGAUGGUGGCUUUCCAUCUACUUGGCUCAGAUCAACUGCUCUCGAACUACUCCUAUCAUCCGCUUCCGUGUACAGUGCCUCAGUCAGCUGUAUGGGAGGUCCUAAUGAUUGGCAUGAAAUUGAUGAACCUAGUUGUUCAGACGAAGAUGAUGUUUCAAUUGAGGGUCUUACAGCUGCAGAUGACCCCGAAGUAUUAAAUGAUUUUCGCAACUUUUUGCAGUCUUCAGGUCAGUCGUAG